Messenger RNA from Effrenium voratum, 489 nucleotides. The record is from the annotation of a GenBank genome assembly. Lineage: Eukaryota; Dinophyceae; Suessiales; Symbiodiniaceae.
AUGCAGCGCAGCUCCUCGCUGCCCGUCGCGGGCGCUUUGCCGCCAGCGGAGGGCUCGCGACUAGUGGAGGGCACGCUGUAUGUGGGCCGAGAACAGAGAGGGCCCCUGGAGUGGUUGCCAAUGCGCUUUGCGCACAACUCCGACGGCUCUUUGUCCUUUUGGUCCUCGGCCAUCGGGGAGGCGUUUCUGGACGCGGACUGGACGCAGCCCUUUGCCGUUGCGCCCUGGAAGCCGGUGACCAGUGAAGGACGGCUGCUGCACCCCUUUAGCCUCAGCUACGCGCCGCUGCCCGGCCGGCCCAGCCACAAGGGGCUGCCAGAGCCGAUGCCCAGCACGGAGCGCCGGCUGCUACUGCUGGCGGCCACCGGCAAGGCGCUCAGGGCCAGGUGGCUGUCCAGCCUGGCGCGGAAGGUGGGCAUGGCGCAGCCCCUUGCCGAACAGGGACGCUCAAAAAGAGUCUCGAAGGGCAGGGCGUUUUGGGCGCUUUGA